Messenger RNA from Heterobilharzia americana, 996 nucleotides. NCBI's taxonomy places the organism in Eukaryota, Metazoa, Platyhelminthes, Trematoda, Strigeidida, Schistosomatidae. The record is from the annotation of a GenBank genome assembly.
AUGUUCUUCAGAUUAUUGAUAAUUUUGGCAUUUUAUUGUAUUUUCGAUAAUGUUGUUGAUGGUGAUGAAGAUAGACUUCAUCGCUUCAAACGGAUAAUUGGUGGACAAUCUGUACCACGUGGUACCUAUCCAUGGGCGGCGUCAAUCCAGGCUAAACGCCACACAUCAUGGUCAACUUUAGUUACAGGGACUGAACAGCAUUAUUGCGGUGCUGCUUUAAUUCGACCCGAUUGGGUGAUAACAGCUGCUCAUUGUCUAUAUGACCAAAGUGAAGAUGAUGAAAUGAUAAGUUAUCUAAAUCCUAAAAUGUGGCAUGUACGAAUGGCAACUGAAAAGCUGAGUCCCGGAAUCUUAGAACGCCUCAAGGGUGCUUUCAAUCGGGUGUUCAAUUCAAUUUUUGGACACGUGAAACCUCAAACAUUUUAUCAUGUUGAAGAAAUAUUUCAUCAUCCAAAAUAUGAACCUGGAAACCUAGAAUAUGAUAUUGCCUUAUUUAAGCUCAAAGAAACACCAGUACUGUGGAAAAUCAACCAUCUGGAUUUAAUAGAAUUGCCUGUUGACGAUAUCGGAGAAGAAUGGCCAAAAUCUAACCAGAAGUGUACAGCUGUUGGUUGGGGAUGUAGUUUUGUCGAUGGACCACCCACAUUAAAAAUUCAAGCUGUUGAACUUCCAAUAUUACAACCGAAAAUCUGCAAGUUGAUGUAUUUGGCUUAUAUAAACUUAACAACAGAACAUGAAUUUUGUGCAGGUUAUCAUAACUUUGGAAAAGGUGUAUGUCCGGGAGAUAGUGGUGGACCAUUGGUUUGUGAAGAUUCGAGCGGGGAAUUGAAGUUAGCCGGCAUAGUGUCAGCAACACAUUCGAAAAUGCCCGCUGACUAUCCUGCUAUCUUUACACGUGUCUCUUAUUUCACCAAAUGGAUAAAUACUGUUAUCAAGGAGAAUUCAUACAAGAAAAGGCCGGAUGGCUUCUUUUCAUUUCUUAAAUUGCAUAACUAA